GGGAGCGAAGUCGCCCUCAUUACCUCACGCAGCGCCCGGCGGCCCCCGUUGGCCGCCUUCCCCCGCUUCUCCCCGCCCCGCGGGUAUAAACCAGAGAAGCCUGACGAAACCGAAGACAUUGAAAAAUUGCAGUCCUUUAUUUGGAAUACACGUUAUGAACCCUUUCUGGAGCAUGUCUACAAGUUCUGUGCGCAAGAGACCUGAAGCUGAAGAGAAAACUUUGACUGGAGAGCUGAGAACCAGUCCUCCACGAACCUCUACAAAGAAACAGUUACCUUCUAUUCCAAAGAACGCUGUGCCAAUAACCAAGCCUGCCUCCCCUGCCGCAUCGUCCCAGUCGACAAAUGGAACACAUGCUUCUUAUGGGCCUUUUUAUUUGGAGUAUUCCCUCCUAGCAGAAUUUACCUUGGUUGUUAAGCAGAAAUUGCCAGGUGUCUACGUGCAGCCAUCUUACAGAUCAGCAUUAAUGUGGUUUGGAGUAAUAUUCAUAAGACAUGGGCUCUACCAGGAUGGUGUGUUUAAAUUUACUGUCUAUAUUCCUGAUAACUACCCAGAUGGAGACUGCCCGCGCUUGGUUUUUGAUCUGCCUGUCUUCCAUCCGCUAGUAGAUCCCAUGUCUGGUGAACUGGAUGUGAAAAGAGCGUUUGCAAAAUGGAGGCGAAAUCAUAAUCACAUAUGGCAAGUACUAAUGUAUGCUCGCAGAGUCUUCUACAAGAUUGACACAACUAGUCCUCUGAACCCUGAGGCUGCAGUGCUGUAUGAAAAAGAUAUUCAGCUGUUCAAAAGUAAAGUGGUGGACAGCGUCAAACUAUGCAGCAGUCACUUAUUUGAUCAGCCCAAAAUAGAGGAUCCCUAUGCAAUCGUUUUUUCUCCUUGGAAUCCAGCUGUACACGAUGAAGCCAGAGAGAAGAUGUUGACUCUGAAGAAGAAGCCAGAAGAUCAGCACUGCAAAAGCAUGCAUGUUUCUGGCCUCUCAUGGGUCAAGCCUGGCUCAGUUCAGCCUUUCAGCAAAGAAGAGAAGACAAUGCCUACCUAGCUCUUUUGGACUGUGGUGCACGCAACACUUUCUGUGGGUGGAGGGAAUGUAAUGGAGGGAGAAACAGCAAAGCAGCAGUUUCUUUCUUGACUAUGGAUUAGCAAAAACUGAACGGUAGCAGUGACUCCAGUAAACCUGCUUGAUGGAUUACUGACUCAAUGUUUUACAUAUGCAUUAGGUUUUAAAGGCUUGCCUGGAGUUUGGAAGCAUCUCUGAACGCUGCAGUACUUCUACCUGAAGACUGUCUAGGGUGGGUAAUUCCUCAGGGCUCCGAAAUGCCUGGAGGUUUUGGGUUGGUUUUUAAGCUUUUAUUUUUUCCCUCCAGGAAUAGCAGUUUUUUUUUCUAAAUCUUAAAUUGCUGGCAGAAAUAUUAGCAGGAAAUAUGAUGCCAGAGGUAAGCUGUGUUCAUGUAAACUAAUAUAGCAGAGUUAAACACUAUAUUUAAUGGUUUUAAAUACUUCGGUUUCUAUUGUAAAUAUGUUAGGAUUUGAAAUUGUAAAUAGAUGGUUCAAUGACUCCAUUUAGCACUUUCCAGAGGUAAAGCUGAGGAUGAUACUCAGUGUAUGAUGUAUUAUUGAUUUGUAAAUGGAUGUUGUCACUAAAGCACACAUUAGUCUGACGGGGUGAAAGCAGAAUGUCAGGCUUAGUAGACUUUUAUUACGUAAACACUAAAAUCCAAGCUUUUAACGGUGGUCUCUUGAGCUAAUAAAACCUUAGAUGAUUUUAGAUUCCCUAGGUGGCUACACUGUAGGGAUUACUAGGAUAGCUCGACUAAUGUGUGUUAAUAGUGACACCUUAAGAAAAUAAAAAGAAAUUAUGAUC
Molecule: messenger RNA, 1858 nt
Organism: Cygnus olor (mute swan)
Lineage: Eukaryota; Metazoa; Chordata; Aves; Anseriformes; Anatidae
Gene: AKTIP
Product: AKT interacting protein
Exons: 10
Coding region: 155-1036 (293 amino acids)
Source: RefSeq, a predicted model, not a curated record